AAAUACAAAAAUUUUAUAAAAGUAAAAAAAAAUACAUACAAAUUUGAUGAAAAAUUGAAAAAGUGUUAAAUGACAAUGACAAGUUUUGGCAAAGGAAUAAAAACUUAAAGUUUUGAUAACAAAAAUUUUUGAAAUCAACAAAAAAUAAAUAACUUUUUACAUAGCACAUUUGGCUAAGCAAGUGCUUCGAUAUAAAAACAACGGAUUUUGGACAUUACAAUUUUCGGCAAAGAAAAUAAUCUCAUUCGAAAAUCGACUACCGAACAGCAAGGCAUUUGAGUUCAAUUGAAAAAGCUUUUCACCUCAGCGUGCGCAUUUAAAUAAAAUUAACGACGACACAAUUCAUUGUGUAAGCGAGCAGCAGCAACUGCUACAGCAACAAGGGAGAAUCCAAAGAUAAAGAAAUAAUCUAAAGGUAUAAGCUAUUGCGCAGGCGCAACACACGUGUCGUCGUCGUCUUCACAUACAUACAUACAUAAGCUAAUUGCGUAGUACCUUUGCGUUAACAGUGAAAUCCAACAGCAGAAGAGCCACAUAAAUAACAGUGACGUCGGAGCGCAUUUUGGUGUAGCGCACUCCACUAGCUAGCUCUAGGAGAACACAAAAGCAAACAAAACAAAAAAAGCCAGUUAAAUGCGAAGAACGCCCGAAAGCAGAAAAUCAACAAAAUUGGAAAAUUCCCUUUGGCAUUAUCAGAAAUUCUUCAGAGAACUUAAACAACGACGCAUAGACUUUAUGCAGCUAAAAAAUUUACGAAAAUUUCGUUUUGGCAUAAUUUAUUCGGAUUGCUUGGUGGCAGAAAAUUUACUUACAAAAACAAAAACAACUAUUCAAAUAAUAAACGCAAACGCAGCAACAACAACAGGCAGGCAAAGGCAAAAGCAAACGCAAGCGCAAACGCAAACGCAAACGCAAAAGCUAAGAGAAAACUUGAAGCAAAAUCAAGGGCAAGUGCAAGUGACAGUAGCAGUUGAAGGAGAUAACUCCUCACAUAAGCAACACGCGAGUGAAGGACGCAAGCGCACAACAGUUAGAACGACAGCAAGCAGAGCAACAACGAGCUUAGGCGAAAACGCUACAAACGCAUCUACGAAGUGCGUCGACAGCAGCAACAGUGAAUCAACGAGAUUGUGCGAAUCAGUGACGAGAAGUUCUGCGACGCGUGACUGUACGACAGCUUUAGAGGAUACGGAAACGGUGAUCAUAAAGAGUUGGCUCGGAAAUAGGUCUACAAUUGAACCUAUGCCGAGAUUGACGCGAAUGCCAUUGAUUGAAUUAGCGAACGCAACAACGCAACCGUUAGUGCUGGUUUGAGAGUGGCAGCGGUAGAAAAUUGAUGAAAAUAAAAAGGGAAAGAAAAUUUUUGGCAAAAACAAAAGCGCAUUGCGACGUAAAAUAUCGAAAAUUAAAAUAUUUUGGCUAAUAAAAAAAAAAAAAAUCAUAGAAAAAAGCAACGCUCGACGUGAAUGGCUUAGCUCGUAAAAGCUAUACACCUAAAAAUUUUGGAAAUAGUGUCGAAAUUCGUUUGGCAGUCUCACACGGAACAAAGCUUAAGCUUAAAGCUGCCAAUUUUCUAGCUAAAAGCUCUAUUACAAUUUUGUGGGCUUUACAAAUAAUUGGCUGUUUUUAUAUAAAUAUAUAUUUAUAUAUACAUACAUAUAUAUAUAUAUAAUAGUUAUAUCUACGUUUUACAACAACCAUCUUUAAGAACUUAGUUUAAUUGUUUUGCUUCGGUUACGAAAACAACAAUCACAACAAGUGCAACUGCAUCAACAACAACAUACGUCGUUUGAAUUCUUCGCUACUAUAACGGUGUUAAUGCUAUAAAAAGAAAAAAAUCAGCAAAAUAAGCAUUUAAUUUUUAAUUAAUCAUAAUUACUUUAAUUAAUAUACAAACAAACAAAAUAAUAAAUAUAUAAUACAAAAUGGAUCCACAGCAACAGUUUUGUUUAAAAUGGAACAGUUACUCGUCCAAUUUGGCAAUAACAUUCUCCAAUCUAUUCAAAUCGGACGUUUUGGCGGAUGUGACGCUAUCGUGUGAUGGCACAGUAUUCAAAGCACACAAACUCAUAUUGGCCGCAUGCUCGAAAAAAUUCGCUGAACUGUUCGAGAGCACACCAACAAAUGGACAAUGCGUUGUCAUAUUGGAGGCAACAUCCUCCGAUAAUAUGGCUGCACUGCUCGAAUUUAUGUACAAAGGUGAGGUGCAUGUGUCACAAGAGGCUCUAAACAGUUUCCUUAAAUCAGCGGAAAAUCUGCAGGUUAAAGGACUCUCCACAGAAACCGGUCGCUUGGCCGCACAACAAGCUCAACAACACAUCGAUACAUCGCCACUCGAAUCGCCCAACGGUCGACGCAGUAUGCGAAACAGCCUCAGCGGUGGUGGUCAAGGCAUCGGCAGUGCAAUGGGCGGCAAUCCGCUUAGCAGUAUAGGUGCCAGCGGUGUUGGUGGUGGUAGCGGUGUUGGUGUUGGCAUACCCAGUGGUGCUAUUAUCGGUGGCAAUAUGGCUGCUGUAAUGGCUGAGAAUGCGGAACGCAUGCGGAAUAGCGGUGGUAACGGUAGUGGUGGAGUUGGUAGUAGUGGCUGUAUGGGUGGCAACAUUAUCAGCGGACCCGGUAAUGCAGCUCAUUGUAAUGCCGCAGCAGCAAUAAGUGCGGCUGCAGCAAGUGCCGCUGCUGCAGGUGGCAGUGGUGGCGGUGGUGGUGGUGGUAGUGGUAGUGGCGGUAGUUCAGUUGGUUUGGGUAGCGGCGCUGGCGUUGCACAUAAUCUGAGCAGUUCGAGUAGUAAUUUGAAACAGGAAUGCGAUUCACUAAUGCAAAGUAGUGCCGCAGCAGCGCUGGCCGCCGGCAUACCACCCUAUGUGCCGCCACCAAUUUAUCGUCACAUGUCCUUGGAACCGCCGAUACGUAAACGCGCGCUACGCAGUCCCUAUGGCGAGCAAGAAGUGCGCGGUAGCGUACUACGUGAUGGUUCGAAAAAUUCUUCGUCUGAAUGUGCGAGCCCUAUCAGCAAACUGCCCUACCAUCGGCCUUCGUCGAGUGCAUCGUCGAAUGCACCCACCGAGGCGGACACAAUGCAAUCGGAGCGAACAUCACCGAGUCGUUAUGAAAAUCACAGUCCUUGUGCCACAGCAGGCAAUGGCAAUGCGCCGAGCAAUAUGUCUGGCAAUCUGGAUCGAACGGUGAAAACGGAACGAAACAAUGGAAGCACACACGAGGCUAAUGAUGAUGACCAAAGCGAGCACGACGAAUCGAUUGAUAACGGAGCCGAGGAUCUGCGCGUGAAACUGGAGAAUUCCAAUUAUUCGCCCGCACCGCAGCACCCGCCCACCUCGAACGCAUCUUCUACAACACCAUCAGCGCUACUAGAGAAUCUUAAAAACGUCGAAGCUGGCCUACCAAGCAAUUUGGCUAACUCCAUAGCGCCGGAGGACAUGUUGAAUGUAUGGAAUGCGACGAAAUUGAAUAAUAAAAACAGUGGCAUGGUCAAUACAGCGGACGGUAAGAAGCUGAAGUGCCUGUAUUGUGAUCGCCUGUACGGCUAUGAAACAAAUCUGCGCGCCCACAUCCGCCAACGUCAUCAAGGCAUCCGCGUACAUUGUCCAUUCUGUUCGCGCACCUUCACCCGCAACAACACCGUACGUCGACACAUCGCACGCGAACACAAACAGGAGAUUGGCUUAAAUGUCGCCGCCACCGGCAUUGCGCCCGCCUCCAUUGUCGCUGCGGCUGCGGCGGCGACCGCGAAUCAUUCACAAUAGGAUGCGGCCGCAACAGCGGCGGCAGCAGUAGUCAUGAGUGCGCAAAAAGCAGCAGCAAAACAACGUAAACGAAAAUCAUUGAAAAUGGCAUUGGAGAAGUGUAUGCAACGACGCGACGCAGCAGCUGGUAGUGGUGGCAGUGCUAGUGCAUGCAGCGGCGGCGUCGUUGUUGGUAGCAGUGGCAGUGGCAGUGGCAACGUUGGCGAUACAGCAAGUAGCAGCAGCAGUAAUGUGAUCGCCAGCGCCGCUGCCGUGGGCGUUAUAGCGAGCACGUCAACGCGUGCCGCUGAGGAGCGGAGACAGCAGCAGCAACAACAACUCGUACAGCAGCAAAUCGAGUUGGAGCAGCGUAAACAUCAGCAACAACAACAACGUAAAGAGCGUCAGCAACGUCGACGCAAUAGUACGGCUGUCGGACGCAGUGUUAGUGAGAGUAGUGCUGUGUUGACAACGGCUACAGCGACGAGGCCGAAGGAGGAGGAUGAGCCGGAGGCAAAGCGUGAAAAGCAAGAGUUAUCUACCACAGUGGAGAGUACAACCGAGGGUGAUACCUCGCUAAUGGACACCACCGGUAGCAGUUGCGCUACAACCUCCGUUACCGACACCUCCACUACGAGUACGACCGCCAACGAACGACUCAAUAACUCCACCAUCAGCACCAUCGAUUCAUCGUGCGGUGAACUGGCGGACACAACUGUGGAACGUUUGAAUACAUCCAGCGGCAUGGAAUCCGAUGUGGAUGAGUUGCCAACGACCACGGCCGUACAAGCGACAGAUUUGUCUACGUCGAGCAGAAUUAGAGCGACGCAGGAGGAAAAGCCAGUUCAUGGUGACGUUGAGUCGUUAAAAGAAAACGCUGCUGAUACAACUCAAACCACAAUAGCAACACCAACAACAGAUGCAGUCUCUAAUGAGGCGGCACAAAACCCACCGGUACAAAUGGAAGCCGACGUAAACAUCAAGUCCGAAGCUGCUGCGGACGCUGGUGCAAAUGAAACGCAGGUGACCACAACACGAAAGGAAACUGAAGCUGAAACAAAUGCUGCGAAUGCCAAUGCUAAACCAACAUCAACAACUACAACAAAUGCUGCUGAAUAAACGUUGUAGUUGUCGAAACGUUCAAAAAAAAAAUUGUAGAAAUGUAGAGGAGAAAAGGGAAAGAAGAUGAUGAUGAAGUUCGAUUUUCGUUUACGCGCACUCAAAGAAAAACUGAGGGCAAAGCUUUUGCGCCAAGCUUUCGCUGCUCAGAUAUAAGGAAGAUGAAGAAGAAGCUGAAAAACAGAGACUACUGUUGCAACCGCUGUUGCGCUCGGAUGGAGUAAAUUAGUUACAAAACAAAAAAUAUGCUAAAACAAAAAGUAAAUAUGUAAAACAAAAAACAAUAAUUAUAAAUAAUUAAUUAUUUUAUGGAAAAUUAAUUAUGAUGAAGUUGUAAGUUUGUGUGUUGUGCAUACACAGGGCACAACAACAACAAACUGCUGUGAGUUAAUAUAAAUUUACAUUUUAAAGAGAAGAGAAAAAGAAAAAUGGGAUGCUAAUACAAAAACACAACAAUAGAUAUCAAGCAAAGCAAGUGGAUGUUCAAAAUUAAAGCAAGCAAAAUAGCGUUGAAUCAGCCUGAAAAUAUGCUUCAUAUUACAUAAAGAACCAGUAAUUUUUUUUUUUUUUUUUUUUAAACAAAUGCAAGCACAUUGAAGAAAACGAAAAGCAAGAUUUUUAAAUUUCUUUUUAAUUUUUUUUUGUUGUUUUAACCAUGUAAAAUUUUUUAACUGCAAUAUUUAUAGAUUUCUUUCACAAUAAAUUUUUUUUUUUAGAAUUGUGCUGUUAAUUGCAUUACGAAUUAUAAAUAAUGCUUGUUGUUGUAAGCCACUUUAACUGCAAAUAAAAAGAAGAAAUAUAAAGAUUUA
Messenger RNA from Ceratitis capitata (Mediterranean fruit fly), 5668 nucleotides. It is a transcript of the gene chinmo, whose product is annotated as zinc finger protein chinmo. Lineage: Eukaryota; Metazoa; Arthropoda; Insecta; Diptera; Tephritidae. Gene Ontology annotation, molecular function: protein binding. The record is from RefSeq and is a predicted model, not a curated record. Gene Ontology annotation, cellular component: nucleus. Gene Ontology annotation, biological process: regulation of transcription by RNA polymerase II. The transcript is spliced from 7 exons.